AUGAAAAAAAAACCUUCUAGUAAGAAAAUAAAAGCUCUGGAAAGGGGGCAGUUUGCCUCAAGGCAGAAGGGAGAGAUGGUAGUAAUUGUUUGGAAAGAUUCCAAACUGUUCACAGUGCUCACAACUUGCAAAGAGGGGUUCAGGAUAAAUGGAGAGAGAGUGGUGAGACAUGUGAAAGACAAAACCACCAAGAAGAGAAAUACACACACACUUCCAGCACCUAAUGUAAUAUAUAACUAUAAUGAAUAUAUGGGUGGCGUUGACAGGGCGAAUCAGUUGAGGUCCUACUACACCUCACAACGGCAAACCCACAAGUGGUGGAAAUACAUAUUUUUCUACUUGUUGGAUACAGUCUUGACAAACAGCUGGAUCAUAUUUAAAGAGAUAACCAACUCCAAAUUGACACACAAGUCAUUCCAAGUUCAGAUCUGUGUUUCCCUAGUUGUUGGUUUUUCAUCACGAAAGAAAGUGCUUGUGACUUCCCAGCCUACAAUAGACAGCUACAAGGGACACACACUCAUUUAUGGCAAAGAGCAUGGCCAAUGUUGUAGGCUCUGUAUAAAACUCAAGAGAAAAACAAGAUCCGGAGGGUAUCGCAAAAGUAGCUGCAAGUGUCGUGAAUGUAGCAUUAGCCUGUGCAGGGACUGUUUUCUGCCCUAUCAUCACAUAGCAACUGGAAAGGCAACAUUGUGUAAAGAAACACAGUAUGAUGCUGGGGACCAGAAUGAAGCCAGACAAUUAUGGCACACCAGCCAACCAAGAGGAAGGGAAAAAGGAAAAGGAAGAGGAACGGGAACGGGAAGACAAGCCAGAAAAUAA
Messenger RNA from Saccoglossus kowalevskii, 819 nucleotides. Its product is annotated as piggyBac transposable element-derived protein 3-like. Lineage: Eukaryota; Metazoa; Hemichordata; Enteropneusta; Harrimaniidae. The record is from RefSeq and is a predicted model, not a curated record.